AUGGAAAAAUAUGAGAACCUAGGAUUGGUUGGAGAAGGGAGCUAUGGAAUGGUGAUGAAGUGUAGGAAUAAAGAUAGUGGAAGAAUUGUGGCCAUCAAGAAGUUCUUAGAAAGUGAUGAUGAUAAAAUGGUUAAAAAAAUUGCCAUGAGAGAAAUCAAGUUACUAAAGCAACUAAGGCAUGAAAAUCUGGUGAAUUUGUUGGAAGUAUGUAAGAAAAAAAAGCGAUGGUACCUAGUCUUUGAAUUUGUUGACCAUACGGUUCUUGAUGACUUGGAGCUCUCUCCAAAUGGACUAGACUACCAACUAGUUCAAAAGUAUUUGUUUCAGGUUAUCAGUGGGAUUGGAUUUUGUCACAGUCACAAUAUUAUACACAGAGAUAUUAAGCCAGAGAACAUAUUAGUCUCCCAGUCUGGCGUUGUCAAGCUAUGUGAUUUUGGAUUUGCACGGACACUGGCAGCUCCUGGGGAGGUGUAUACUGAUUAUGUGGCAACGCGAUGGUAUAGAGCUCCAGAGCUGUUGGUUGGUGAUGUCAAGUAUGGCAAGGCUGUUGAUGUGUGGGCCAUUGGCUGUCUGGUAACUGAAAUGCUCAUGGGGGAGCCCCUCUUUCCUGGAGAUUCUGAUAUUGAUCAGUUAUAUCAUAUUAUGGUGUGUUUAGGGAAUCUAAUUCCAAGACAUCAGGAGCUGUUUUAUAAAAAUCCUGUGUUUGCUGGAGUGAGGUUGCCUGAAAUCAAAGAAACGGUACCUCUUGAAAGACGCUAUCCCAGACUCUCUGAAGUUGUGAUUGAUUUAGCAAAGAAAUGCUUACAUAUUGACCCAGACAAAAGGCCCUUCUGUGCUGAGCUCCUGCACCAUGAUUUCUUCCAUAUGGAUGGAUUUGCUGAGAGGUUUCCUCAGGAACUGCAGUUAAAAGUACAGAAAGAUUCCAGAAACAUUUCUUUAUCUAAAAAAUCUCAAAUCAGAAAGAAGGAAAAGGAAAAGGAUGAGUCUUUGGGUGAAGAGAGAAAAACACUUGUGGUACAGGAUACCAAUGCUGAUCCCCAAACUAAGGAUUCUAAAGUAUUUAAAAUAAAAGGAUCAAAAACAGAUGGAGAAAAAGUGGAAAAAGCUAGUCGAGCUUCAAAUGCCAGCUGUCUCAAUGACAAUGGGAUGAGCCCCGUCAAAAUAGUGUCUUCAACAAGCCUCCGAGAUUGCAGCAAUGGCAGCGUGGACCAAACAAGAAAUCCAGGCAUGGCAAUUCCCCCACUCAUACACAAUCUUUCUGCAACGGCUCCCACUAUUACUUCUGGAAUGGGAACUAUCUCAGGAAUUCAGAGUUACAGAGUGGAUGAGAAAACCAAGAAGUAUUGUAUUCCAUUUGUUAAACCAAAUAAACAUUCUCCACCAGGAGCUUAUAAUAUUAAUGUGACCACAUUGGUUGCUAGUGAAAAGAGCCUACUUCAGGCAAAUAAGAAAAGAAGGGAAUACUCAAAGACAGAUGUCCGUUUGCCUGAACUAAAUUAUAAUCAUCUCCCUGAACUAAAAGCCCUGGAAGGCAUCGCUCGGAAUUCCAGGCUAAUAAAGAAAGAGAACAAAAAUCUUUCAGAAUCCCGAAUUCCAUCUCUGGCCACAAUUGACUUGCACACCCCCAGUAUCGCAUUACAGCAGGUAUCAAAAUCUCCCCUGUCAGAUGAUUCAGAGGCUGAUUUGCCUUCCGUGGAACACCAGCAUUGA
Budorcas taxicolor (takin) is the source of this 1710-nucleotide messenger RNA. It is a transcript of the gene CDKL2, whose product is annotated as cyclin dependent kinase like 2. The transcript is spliced from 12 exons. Gene Ontology annotation, biological process: protein phosphorylation. The record is from RefSeq and is a predicted model, not a curated record. The coding region runs from base 1 to 1710 and encodes 569 amino acids. Lineage: Eukaryota; Metazoa; Chordata; Mammalia; Artiodactyla; Bovidae. Gene Ontology annotation, cellular component: nucleus. Gene Ontology annotation, molecular function: ATP binding; cyclin-dependent protein serine/threonine kinase activity.